AUGGCUAUUUCAGACACUCCACCCAACUGUGUGAGCGUGGUCAUCAUUGGGGCUGGCUUCUCAGGCUUAGUGGUAGCAUGCCAGCUGAAACAUCAGCUGAACUGCGACGACUUUGUUAUUUACGAUAGGGCAGCCACACUUGGAGGCACCUGGGCAGCCAACACAUACCCAGGGUGUGGAGUGGACAUCCCAGCCCCGUUCUACAGUCUAUCCUUCGCCCCUAAUGCUGAAUUCUCUCGAUUCUUUCCGAAACAACAGGAAGUGCUACAAUAUCUCGAGUCGGUCGCUUUGCGCUAUGAUAUCUCAGGCCAUGUAGUGGGAAAUACCGAAUGGAUCGGCGCUUCGUUUGAAGACUCGACGAAGACCUGGCUUAUCAAACUCCGAGACGUGAAAAGCGGCCAGGAGUACAUCCAAGAAAGCAAAAUUCUAGUAUCAGCAGUCGGAGGUCUGACAAACCCAAACCCGUUCCACAUUGACGGCAUCGAGCGUUUUCAAGGAAGCAUGAUUCACACGGCUAGAUGGGACCACAGCGUGUCGCUUAGCGACAAAGAUGUGGUUGUGAUAGGGAAUGGCUCAUCAGCUACUCAGCUAGUACCGGCUAUUGCAUCCAACGUCCAUUCCGUCACGCAGUUUAUCCGGUCUCCACAGCACUAUUUCCCCGGAAACGAUACUACCAUUCCAUCUUCGUGGAGGACGACUUUUCGUCGUCUUCCUGCCCUGCUUCGCUUCGUCCGGCUCUUGAUAUUUCUAUACCUCGAGACCUCUUUAUUCCAAUUUGAUCUCACCAAGACAGGUGAGCGAAUGAGGGAAGAGGCCCGCGAAAAGAGUUGUCGAUAUAUCGAGCAAUAUGCACCAGAAGAAUACUGGGAUCUCUUGAUGCCUACCGCAGAUAUCGGAUGCAAGAGACGCGUUUUCGAUCACGACGGCUACAUUUCCUGUUUGAACCGGGACAAUGUACACUUGACCAACGACCCGAUUAUCGCUCUCAGAGAGCAUUCGGUGCUCACUCAGUCCGGAAAAACAUAUCCUGCAGAUGUGAUUGUAUUGGCAAAUGGUUUUUCGUUGACACAGUUCGACGCCGAACUGCGAGGACGCCAUGGUCACAGUAGGAAGGGCCACUGGCAGGAAUUCGGCUAUAUCGAAGCAUACAACUCUGUUGCUAUGUCAGGAUUUCCUAACUUCUUUUACAUGAUGGGGCCUAAUUCCGGGCGCGGCCAUACUUCAAUUAUUUAUUCUCUGGAAAGCUAUGCAAAUUUGAUUAUAAGGGUUAUAAAACCGGUGAUAUCAAGACAUGCAUUAACAGUGGAACCGAAGGUGUCUAGCGAGAGGGCAUACAAUGAUCAACUGCAUACGGCCCUAGAAAAGACGGUUCUUACUAAUGCGUGCAGAAGCGUAAGUUAUCUUUCAUGGGUUUAA
Messenger RNA from Aspergillus oryzae RIB40, 1416 nucleotides. RefSeq names its product flavin-containing monooxygenase. The record is from RefSeq and is a predicted model, not a curated record. Lineage: Eukaryota; Fungi; Ascomycota; Eurotiomycetes; Eurotiales; Aspergillaceae. Bases 1 to 1416 code for a protein of 471 amino acids. The transcript is spliced from 8 exons.